Molecule: messenger RNA, 2707 nt
Organism: Falco peregrinus (peregrine falcon)
Lineage: Eukaryota; Metazoa; Chordata; Aves; Falconiformes; Falconidae
Product: radial spoke head protein 4 homolog A-like
Exons: 6
Coding region: 311-2317 (668 amino acids)
Biological process (GO): cilium movement involved in cell motility; cilium assembly; axoneme assembly
Cellular component (GO): radial spoke; axoneme
Source: RefSeq, a predicted model, not a curated record
GGGUGGCUAAGGUGCAGCUCGGCGCCCCCGGCCCGGCCCGCACGGCCCGAGCCAGGCCGUGACCGAGCCUCCCGAGGAGCCGCCGCCCCAGGCUGUCCCGCGGGAAGGGCAGGAGCGCGGCCUCGGGGAGCACUUGUGGGCCGGAGGCGGCCCCGGCCGGGCCGAGCUGUACACACCCUACCCGCCUCAGCAGGGCCCCGGGCAGGCACCUUUUGAGGGCUUGGAGACUGAGCGAGACCCGCAUCAGCCUCAGCAGUCGGAACGGGGGGUAAGGCAAGGGUCUGGUCAGCCACCGGGGCUGAGGGACAGCAUGGAUCAGCCACAAGCACCAGACCAAGACCGCUACCAAGCACAGGACCGAAGAAGAAGUGUCAGCCAGACCCAUCCACCAGAACAAGCACCGUAUCAACCACAGACCCUGAUCCAACACCUCGAUCACCCACAGGGAGCAGAACAAGGCUCUUACAAGCUACAGGUGCCCGAAACAAACACCAGCCAGAGAUAUGCACUGGGACAAGACUCUUACCAAUCACAGGAGGCAAGGCAAAGCAUGUAUCAGUCGUAUGCACUAGAAUUAGACCCUUACCAAACACAGAAAUCAAAAAGUGCCUAUCAGACAUACGCAGUAGGACAAGAUCCCUAUGAAGCCUAUGAACGCCGGCAUGGACCCUAUCAGCCACAUGAACCAGGUUAUGGUCUUUAUCAGCCAGGAUACAGUCCAUGUGAUGAUCAGAUCCCUGAUCCCAAGUCCCGAAUCCUGGCAAUUCAGAAUGCAAAAGCCUAUUUACUGAAGAGCAGCACAACAUCUGGCCUGAACUUAUAUGAUCAUCUUGCUAAUAUGCUAACAAAGAUCCUGGAUGAACAGCCCACAAAUGCUGUAGACAUAAUUGAGAAUAUCAGCAAGGAUGUGAAGUGGGCUCGGUUUCAGAAAAAAAUGGACACUCUUCGAGAUGAAUAUGAGAUUCUUCCAACAUUUGAAGCUGCAGAAAAACGUAAAGCUUUGUUCCUCAAGGCAAAUGGAGAAGGAGAUGAAGAACUAGAAGAAGAGAUAGGAGAGGUUCCUCUACCUAAUGUGAUGGAAACAGCCUUUUAUUUUGAACAGGCUGGAAUUGGUUUGAGCAAAGAUGAAUCUUAUCACAUAUUCCUUGCCCUUAAAAAACUAACUAGUGUUCAGCCAAUCCAGAUCUGUCGCUUCUGGGGCAAAAUUUUGGGCCUGGAGAUGAACUAUAUUAUAGCUGAAGUACAGUACCAUGAGGGCGAAGAGGAUGAGGAAACAGAAGAGGAAGAAGUUAUUGAGGAAGGAGGGAAAGGGAUGGGUGAGGUUGAAGAUGAAAACGAGGAGAAAGAAAAAGAAGACGAACUACCAAAGACCACCUAUAAGCCUCCCCCUGUCAUCCCAAAAGAAGAAAAUGGGACUGGGGCUAAUAAAUAUGUCUACUUUGUCUGUAAUGAACCAGGGAAACCCUGGGUGAAGUUGCCUCCAGUGACACCAGCCCAGAUUGUCUGUGCCAGGAAAAUCAAGAAGUUCUUCACUGGUAGGCUGGAUGCUCCUGUUGUGAGCUUUCCUCCUUUCCCUGGAAAUGAGGCCAAUUACCUGCGUGCACAGAUAGCUCGGAUCUCAGCAGGAACCCAUAUCUCUCCCAUUGGAUUUUACCAGUUUGCAGAGGAGGAAGGAGAUGAAGAGGAGGAGGGGGGUGGAGAAAGAGAUACAUAUGAAGAAAACCCUGAUUUUCAGCCUCUUUCUGUGGUUGAAAUGGUAGAUUCUCUCUCCACAUGGGUACACCACGUACAGAAUAUUCUAAAGCAGGGCCGCUGUGUUUGGCUUAAUCCUUUUCAAAAAUCAGAGGAAGAAGUAGAAGAAGAAGAUGAAGACGACGAGAAAGCAGAGGAGCCAGAUGAACUACAGCAAGAAAUCGGACCACCUCUUCUCACUCCACUCUCUGAAGAUGAAGGAAUUCAGAACAUCCCUGCUUGGACAGCUCAGCCUUCUACAACCCUGAUCCCGCAAUACGCUGUUGCAAUCCUCCAGUCUAACCGAUGGCCCGGAGCAUAUGCCUUUGCGUCUGGCAAGAAAUUUGACAACAUCUACUUUGGCUGGGGUCAUAAAUACAGUCCAGAGAACCACACUCCCGCACUGCCUCCACCAGUGCAACCAGAAUACCCCAGCGGGCCAGAAAUCACUGAGACAAGAGACCCCAGUCUGGAAGAGGAGCUGGCUUUCAAAGCUGCGAGGGAAGAAGCCUUAGCUGCAGCAGAGGAAGAGGAAGAAGGCACUGUUGAGGAGGAUGAAGAGGAGGAGGAGGAGGAGGAGGAUUAAAACACAGGAGAAAAAUGUAAUUUUAAGAGUUUAAACAUGAAUUAGUAGACCUUAAAAGAAAGGCAGUCUUCUUUCUGAUUUCUGUAGGCUCUUCUGUGUAGCUACCUUCCCCUCCUUUCCCACCCCUAAGCCUGCUGCUGUGAAGAUUGCAUCGUUGUCACUGGAAGAGAACACAACGAAGCAGCCUUGUUUCAGAGGAGUGGGCAAACAGUCUGCUUCUGGUUCCUAGAAUAACACUGCUUUGUAAGGAGUAACUACCGUUCACCCGGCGUGCACGUUGUUUUUCUAACCCGCGCUUCAAUACUUUUAUAAAUUUUACUUAAAAAGAAAAAAAAAAGUAAUUGUAUACAAAUGUCUCUUUUAUGUGCGAAAGUAUACUAUUUACAUUCA